UUCCUUUUAAUUGCAAGGUCUCGAUUGUUUCCCCCCCCCCUUUUGCCCCUUCCCCAAACCGGAGUAGCUCUAUUUGUUAAGAGAGAGGGGGGGGAUUCUGGGGAAGCGCCGCCCAGUGAUGCAUCUCCUCCCCUCCUCUUAAUCCCCCAAAACUGGGGGGGGGGACAAUUUUCCAUCUCCCCUUUUGCGUGAAGGCGAGGGGGGGGGGAGAGAAAGAAAGAAUGACAUGAUUUAACUGCACAGCCGGAAUUUCAAGCCCCUUUCAUCUACCUCGCCGCGCCCACUGCGCUUUCCGACCGAGAACCGAAUUCUCUCCGGUUUCGGAGGAAACGGAAUGAUGUUUCUCCGGAUUUGGGGGGCUGUACCUGAGAAACAGCUGUGGAUUGGGACCUUGGGUUACCCAGCAGAAACUGCCUAUUGAAAAAGGACGUCGUUCCCAAACGAGGAUUUUUAAAAAAAAAAAAAAAAAAGAGAGAGAGAGGGAGAAAGAAGUAACCUUGAGAUCUAGCGGCUUUAAAAAAAAAAAAAAACGCAAAGAAAAACAGCUAUGGGUUGUGCUCCCAGCAUUCAUAUAUCUGACAGCCGGGUGGUUUAUCACAGUAACAAAGAUCCGGAGGACUCCAAUUCGUCUCAGCAAGGCAAUCCAGUCCCUGGAUUAUUCAUUAAAUCUUCCAACACCACCUCGUACAAGUUGAGAACUAAUCUAACUAAGAAAGAUUCUCGGGACAACAUGGAAGCAGAAUCAAGGACCAAGCGAUCCAGCGUGAAGGCAGCGGGAACCGAUGUGCAAUUUGGCCCCAUGAGGCUUCACCGAGAACAACUUCAGGUACUCUUAGUGUUUGCCAAAGAAGACAACCAGAGCAAUGGCUUCUGCUGGGCCUGUGAAAAAGCAGGCUUCCGCUGCAGCAUUGCCAGGACACCUGAAUCUGCCCUUGAGUGUUUUUUGGAUAAACACCAUGAAAUCAUCAUUAUUGAUCACAGGCAUUCGAGAUACUUUGAUGCAGAAACGCUAUGCAGGUCCAUUAGAACAACAAAACCAUCUGAAAACACUGUUAUUAUUGGGGUCGUGCGGAGACAUGCAGAUCGCGAAGAGUCGUCCUUAUUGCCUUUUCUUUCUGCAGGCUUCACAAGGAGAUACGUUGAAAACUCGAACAUCAUGGCUUGUUACAAUGAACUCAUACAGUUGGAAUUUGGAGAAGUACAGGCACAAUUUAAACUAAGGGCUUGCAAUUCAAUAUUUACAGCAUUAGAUAAAAGUCAAGAAGCCACUGAGAUUACAAGCGAAGACCACGUAAUACAGUAUGUAAAUCCUGCCUUUGAAGCGGUAAUGGGCUAUCAGAAAGGCGAAUUAGUAGGAAAGGAACUAACAGAAGUGCCUACAAAUGAAAAAAAAGCAGAUUUCCUUGACACUAUAAAUUCUUGCAUCAAGUUUGAAAAGGAAUGGCAAGGAACUUACUGUACCAAAAAGAAAAAUGGCGAGAGCAUACAACAAAAUGUGAAGAUCAUACCUGUCAUUGGACAGGGAGGAAAAAUAAGACACUAUGUGUCACUUAGUAGACCGUGCAAUGACAACAAUAAGGCGGAAAAAAUCUGCGAACGAGUACAAGCCGAGUCCCAGACAGAUAUCCAGACCUGCAGACACAAAGACAGGAGAAAAGGCUCUCUCGAUGUCCGAUCCACUACCUCUCGAGGCAGUGACGGAAGUUCUCAGAGGAGGCACUCGUCCAUGGCCCGCAUACAUUCCAUGACAAUCGAGGCACCGAUAACCAAGGUAAUAAAUAUUAUCAACGCUGCUCAAGAAAGCAGUCCCAUGCCAGUGGCCGAAGCGUUGGAUAGAGUCCUGGAGAUCUUGAGGACUACUGAGUUGUAUUCUCCACAGCUUGGCACAAAAGAUGAAGACCCCCACACAAAUGAUCUUGUUGGUGGCUUGAUGACGGAUGGACUACGAAGAUUGUCGGGGAACGAAUACAUAUUAUCUGCAAAGCAAACCCAUCAAGUACCAGGCAGUUUGAUCUCACCCAUCUCCCUGAAUGACAUCCCGCCCAGCAUAGCUCAAGCAAUGGAAAAUGAAGAAGAUUGGGAUUUUAAUAUUUUUGAAUUGGAGGCUGCAACUCAUAAAAGGCCUUUAGUUUAUCUUGGCCUCAAACUCUUUGCCCGCUUUCGGAUCUGUGAGUUUCUCGGUUGCUCUGAGUCUACUCUGAGGUCUUGGUUGCAAAUCAUAGAAGCCAAUUACCAUGUAUCCAACUCUUACCACAAUUCAACCCACUCGGCGGACGUGCUGCACGCCACGGCCUACUUCCUUUCUAAAGAAAGAGUCAAGGAAACCUUGGAUCCCAUUGACGAAGUUGCUGCGUUGAUAGCUGCCACUGUCCACGAUGUGGAUCACCCUGGGCGAACCAAUUCUUUCCUGUGUAAUGCAGGAAGCGAACUGGCUAUUUUGUACAACGACACGGCUGUGUUGGAAAGCCACCAUGCAGCCCUGGCCUUCCAAAUCACCACCCGGGAUGAUAAAUGCAACAUUUUUAAAAACAUGGAGAGAAAUGAAUACCGAACACUGCGACAAGCCAUUAUUGACAUGGUCUUGGCCACGGAAAUGACCAAACAUUUUGAGCACGUCAACAAAUUUGUCAACAGUAUAAACAAGCCCUUGGCUGCCGUUGAAGACAAUGGGAGUUCCAAUGGCGAUGGGGAUCCCAUCAAAAAUGUCCUGACGUCUCCUGAGAAUCGAAUUCUGAUCAAAAGGAUGCUAAUUAAGUGUGCUGAUGUUUCCAACCCCUGCCGUCCGUUGGAACAGUGCAUUGAGUGGGCAGGUCGCAUCUCGGAGGAAUAUUUUGCACAGACCGAUGACGAGAAGAGGCAAGGUUUACCUGUUGUGAUGCCGGUUUUUGACAGGAAUACUUGCAGUAUCCCUAAAUCUCAAAUGUCGUUCAUUGAUUAUUUCAUCACGGACAUGUUUGACGCUUGGGAUGCUUUUGCAGAUCUACCAAAUCUGAUGCAGCACCUAGACAACAACUUCAAGUAUUGGAAGGGGCUGGAUGAGAAGAAGCUGAGGACUCUUCGGGAGCCCCCUGAGUAGCUAUCAGACCGUCGGACACGUGUAUCGUCCCUCAGGAAGCCGGUUCCUUCAAACUUGCCUUUGAGAUUUGUUUGGUCUCUUCGGUAUGACACCGGGAGCUUUUUGUUCCCUGCCGUGGGGAGGUUGGACGACCUGAAGAGCCUCAAGGUCAGAAGGACCCCCUUCUCCACCCACCAUCUAGCAAUGGAGGAGAUCACUCUACUUUUCAAGCUGAAUUACACUGGAUAGAUGCCCGCAUCCGAGAGAACUGAGCCUAAUCGCUUGCAUUAUUAGCAUGCUUGGAAGUGAUGUUUGGAGAGACCCUCUUCUUAGGAGAUCUUAGCGUACGGUUCUUCAGAAGAGCAAGUGAAGGAGGGAAAAAAAAAACGCCCCUCACCGUGUGGACUCAGAAACAUUAUGAGAAUCUUUAUCACGAGCACUAAAACAAUAAAAUAAACUGAAACAGGUACAUGGAACAAUCUGACACUGACAAUACGAACUCUUCCUGAAGGAGCUCUCCUUUUUUUUUUUGAUCUUCUCAAAUGGACUUAGCUGUAUUUUUUCACGUCGCUGAAAGGGCGGCCACUGGGUCUUGGGCACUACUGCGAGAGAGUUCUCUUCCAAUUUAGUCGCAAAUGGAAGCAGACCAAUGGACGCCUCCCUCCCCCUUGCCCCUGUAGAUUUUCUGAAGCUGAUCGUUAGGCACCUCUGAUUAAAAUAUGUUUUAUUUAUUUUGUUAGAUGCUGAAUAUUUUCUAUAAAAUUUAUAAAGACUAUAAACGCCAAAGCCAACUUCCAGACGCGUUAACGGUUUUUCGUGGUUCCUAACUCGUUGUGCAUUUUCUUCUCAGAUUGCAAAAAAGGGCGGGCAACGAAUAUGACCUUUUAUUGCACACGGGGGGGGGGGAGGAAUUGAGGGCUAUAUUGGUUUUAUAUUAGAAAAAGUCCUCAACUUACAACCGCUUGUUCAGCAAACCUUUGAAUUACUGUGGCACUGAAUAAUGGUUACAAGCAGCCUUUGCAAUUCACUUCCUGACCGGCACCUCCUGCACAUGGAAUGGGACAACUCCCCACGGGCAACUCGCCGUGGGACAAUUUAACAAUUCUAUUUAUUUAAAAUAAAUUUUAAAAAAUGUUUUAA
Messenger RNA from Crotalus tigris (Tiger rattlesnake), 4195 nucleotides. It is a transcript of the gene PDE8A, whose product is annotated as phosphodiesterase 8A. NCBI's taxonomy places the organism in Eukaryota, Metazoa, Chordata, Lepidosauria, Squamata, Viperidae. The transcript is spliced from 22 exons. Bases 548 to 3076 code for a protein of 842 amino acids. Gene Ontology annotation, biological process: cellular response to epidermal growth factor stimulus; positive regulation of ERK1 and ERK2 cascade; signal transduction. Gene Ontology annotation, molecular function: 3',5'-cyclic-AMP phosphodiesterase activity. The record is from RefSeq and is a predicted model, not a curated record.